AUGUCUAAAAAAAGUUUAUAAGAUAAAUUAUAAGAUAAAAUAUAAGAAAUAUAUUAAGAUUUAUUAAAUAAUCGUAAAUGUGAUAAUUCAUUUGUUUUCUAAGACGAUUUAAUAAACUAUGUUGUUUAAUAUCCUUAAUAUUCUCGUUUAUCACCAAAAAUAAUAUAACUAGCAGUAGAAAAAUUCUACUAAUAGAACAUUGCUCCAUAACAAACCCAUAAUAAUAAUAGAGGUUUAAAUAAAUAGCUUCCAUAUAUCAAUGAAAAAAAAAAUGAAGAGACUGAAGAGCCAAAAAUUAAUAAAAAAAUAAAAGAAACAAAAUAAUAAGAGUAAAAAGAAGAAUUAAAAUAAAAUGAAGAAAUAGAUAUAACAAAAAUAUUAUCACUUCAAUAAUUAGGAGGAAUAAAUAAAAUAAUAGAAAUAUUAAAAUAAUAAAUAUAUUUACCUUUAUAAAAUACACAUAUAUUUAAUCACUUAAAUAUCUCUCCUCCUAAGGGAAUUCUACUUACUGGUCAACCAGGUUGUGGAAAAACUGCAUUAGCAUUAGCAAUAUGUAAAGACAUAAACACAAAAUAUAAUUACCCCUUCUAUUUUCGAUAAAGUACCAAUAUCAUAGGCGGAUUAUCAGGAGAAUCAGAAAAAAAUAUAAGGAAUAUAUUCAAAAUAGCAAAAGAAAAUGCCCCAUCUUUAAUUAUAAUAGAUGAAAUUGAUGCUAUUGCAGGUUCAAGGGAAAAAGCCUCUAAAGAAAUGGAAAAAAGAAUUGUAAGUGAAUUACUAAGCUGCUUAGAUUAGCUCCCUAAUGAUGUUUUUAUUAUAGCUACUACUUCAAGACCAGAAAGCCUAGAAAGCGGAAUUAGAAGAAGUGGAAGAUUCGAUUGUGAAAUAAUACUACCUAUCCCUGACGAAAAUGCCAGAAUCGAUAUAUUAUAAAAAAUAACAGAAUUUAUACCUUUAGGAAAAGAAGUAUAAAUAGAAAAUAUUGCUAAAGAUACACCAGGUUAUGUACCUGCUGAUUUAUAAGCUUUAAUUUAGAAAUCUGGUGUUUUUGCGGUUUAGAGGAUAGUUUUUUCAGAUUUUUUAAAAGAAAAUAAUAUUGAGUGUGUAAUUUGUCAAUAGGAUAUCGAAAAGGCUUUAAAAGAAAUUCAACCUACUGGUAAAAGAGAAGGUUUUGCUAUUAUACCUUCAGUUACUUGGGAUGAUAUAGGCGCUUUAGAUGAUCUAAAGAAGGAAUUGACAAAUAAUAUUAUCCUACCAAUACUUUAGCCUUAAAAGUUCGAAGUAUUUAACAUAAGUAACCCUUCAGGUGUUUUAAUGUAUGGUCCACCAGGUUGUGGGAAAACUCUUUUAGCAAAAGCAGUAGCUAAUGCUUCAAAAGCAAAUUUUAUUUCAGUAAAAGGCCCCGAAUUAUUAAAUAAAUAUGUAGGAGAAUCUGAAAAAUCAGUUCGUUAAGUCUUUUCAAGAGCCAAAACAUCAGCUCCUUGUAUUAUUUUCUUUGAUGAAAUAGAUGCAUUGGUGCCUAAAAGAGGUUCUGAUAGUACUAAUUAAGUUACAGAAAGGGUUGUUAAUUCCCUUUUGGCUGAAUUGGAUGGGUUUGAAGGUAGAAAAUAGGUUUUCGUGAUUGCAGCUACUAAUAGACCAGAUAUUAUUGAUCCAGCAUUAUUAAGAGGGGGAAGAUUGGAUAAAUUAUUAUACGUACCAUUACCUGCUAAUGAGGAAAAAAUACUAAUUUUAGAAGCUUUAUUAAAAAAAACACCAGUUGAUGAUAGUAUAUGCUUAAGAAGUAUAGCUUUUGAUAAAAGAACAGAAGGAUUUUCAGGAGCUGAUUUAGGAAGUUUGGUUAAAGAAAGUGCACUAGGAGCUAUUUUAGAAGGCAAAAAUGUUGUUAGUAUGGAUUAAUUUAAUAAGGCUAUGGAUAAGGUAUUUCCAUCAUUAUCUAUAAAAGAUAGAAAUUUAUAUAGAUAAUUAUAAAAUACACUUAAAUCUUCUAAAAAUCAUAUAAAAGAAGAAAUUUGA
Messenger RNA from Ichthyophthirius multifiliis, 2013 nucleotides. Its product is annotated as vesicular transport protein cdc48, putative. Gene Ontology annotation, cellular component: nucleus. The record is from RefSeq and is a predicted model, not a curated record. NCBI's taxonomy places the organism in Eukaryota, Ciliophora, Oligohymenophorea, Hymenostomatida. Gene Ontology annotation, molecular function: preribosome binding; ATP hydrolysis activity; RNA binding. Gene Ontology annotation, biological process: ribosome biogenesis. The transcript has 3 exons.